Aplosporella prunicola CBS 121167 is the source of this 435-nucleotide messenger RNA. RefSeq lists its product as uncharacterized. Lineage: Eukaryota; Fungi; Ascomycota; Dothideomycetes; Botryosphaeriales; Aplosporellaceae. Gene Ontology annotation, cellular component: mitochondrion; cytoplasm; glycine cleavage complex. Gene Ontology annotation, biological process: glycine decarboxylation via glycine cleavage system; protein lipoylation. The transcript is spliced from 3 exons. Bases 1 to 435 code for a protein of 144 amino acids. The record is from RefSeq and is a predicted model, not a curated record.
AUGCCGCGCGCGCGUCCCGCCGGCUGCUGUCCGUGUCCGCAGCGCAGCACAGUGCGCGAGAAGAAGUACACGCAGGACCAUGAAUGGGUCGAGGUCUCGGCGGAUAAGAAGUCUUUCACGCUCGGAAUCUCGCACUACGCCGCCUCCGCGCUCGGCGACGUCGUCUAUGUGGAGCUGCCGCAAACCGACACCAGCUACGGCGCGCACGACGCGAUCGGAGCGGUCGAGAGCGUCAAGUCCGCCAGCGACAUCAUGACGCCGCUGGCGGGCACCGUCGUGGCCGUGAACACCGGGCUCGAGGCGGCGCCCUCGACAAUCAACAAGGACCCCGAGGGCGAGGGCUGGAUCGCCAAGAUUGAUCUUGAGGACCCUACUGCGCUGGAGGGGGAGGGCUUGCUUAGUAAGGAGGAGUAUCGGAAGUUGACGGAGGAGUAG